Molecule: messenger RNA, 618 nt
Organism: Strongylus vulgaris
Lineage: Eukaryota; Metazoa; Nematoda; Chromadorea; Rhabditida; Strongylidae
Source: the annotation of a GenBank genome assembly
AUGGAAUUUCUCUUUCAGUGGGACAUAAGGGGCAACAGGGCAUGGAUUAAAAGCACAAUCCAGUCUUUUUACUACUUUGGUCAUAUGACUGGAUCAUUGUUAAGCGGUAUGAUAAGUGACAAGUUUGGUAGAAAACGGGUAUUUUACUUAGCCAUUGUAACUCAAAUAUCAUGUGGCAUGCUGAUGAGUAUCGCUCCUACAUGGUGGCUUUUUGCUUUAUUUAAAUUUGGUACUGGCAUUUCGCACCCAGGAGUUUACGCUGUGGCUAUAGUGUUGGGUACGGAGCUUGUUGGACCAAAAUAUAGAGGAAUUGUUUCUGUGGGAACUGCAACAUUCAUAGCGCUAGGAGAACUUCUCUUGGUACUCAUGGCUUAUUUCAUUUCCGACUAUCGUGUACUCCAAGCUGCUAUCGCAUUACCAUCUCUCUGCCUACUUUCUUAUUGGUGGCUAGUGCCGGAAAGCAUACGAUGGCUAGUAGUUAAGGGACGAUUUAUGGAAGCCGAUCGAGUACUAAGAAAGGCUACCCAAAUAAACAGAUCAACGUGGGAGCAGCUGGAAAAAAAUCAGAUUGGCAGUAAUCAAAGCACCUACACUAUACUGGACCUUAUGCGCACACCA